AUGGCCCCCGGCACCCUCCCAACAUCGAAGGGUAUGCCGGUGCAAAGUGCGGCCGUCCUGGCACAUACCUACUCCCAGCAGAGUGAAGCGGAUGUGAUGCUCCCGACUCGACCGACGCCGGCUACAGGUAUGCUGUCCACAAGGCGAGGCCAGAAUGGCCAGCAGUACGUUAGAGGACAGCCUCUAGCUCCUCGAUAUCGCGCGGGUACUCCCACUGGAUACCGCGACGACUUGGCCCCCGUCCAGCUAUCCGCUUCCGCAGGCACCCUGACAUUGAAACAUAGAAAGUCCUGGCAGUCGGAGAGCCUUGUCCGAGUGCAUGAUCCCGACGCAAACUAUGAUGGCCGUCGACCCGGCUCCUUUGUGGGGGGUUUGGCAUACAACAAUGACAUGGGAACCGUCCAGAAGGAUCCGCGCCAUGUUACCUCCCCCCGAACUGAGCCCGCUUUUCUCGCUGUCCCUGCCCGGCAGUCCUUCUCUCCAACUUCUCAGAGCGAGGCUACCCAUGACAGGUAUAGGCGGGCUGCCAGCCCCCAGCCGAGCCAGCAUAGCCACUUUCGGGAUACCGUUCUUCCCAACAAAAGAAUGCCAACGGCGAGGCAGGGCUAUUACACGGCACUAUCUCAGCAUUCUGCAGCUCCAACGCGAUCCAACAACCCCUACAAUACCGUGGGGCCCAUGACGAACAGAAAGCUGCCCCCUCAGCCGCCUGUAAACGACCGCAGCCCGCCAGAGCGGCAAAGCACGUACGGUGCCGACUCCCCCAAAUCGCCUCAUGACAAGGCUGGGAGCUCACAAACUCUCACCGUCAUUAGCAACCCCGCUGCGCACUCACACCUAAACACCUCCCAGGGCAAUACACCGAGCCGCAGCGGCCUCUCCUACCCAUCCCAGGUGACUUAUAACCCUGUUGCAUCGCCCAAUGGCGCCGAGUUUGCGAAUACUACACCCGAGGCAGUAGGUGCUGGACGCAGUACACAUGACGGUGGAUAUUUCGGCGAUUCAGCUGAUGCUUGUUCCAUCUCGUCUACAGCAUCUUCGGCUUCUAUCAUGCUCCGCAAAAUGAGCCAUGGCAUGAAGAAGAGCAGUCGCUCAUUGGCCAGGAUUUUCCAGCCCAAAUCGGUUGUUGGUGUUGCUUUUGCUGAUUGGCCUGCCCCUAAAGCCGACCAGGCUGCCACACCGAUGAUCACUGUUGAGGAAGAAACCCAGCGAGUUAAUAUCACAGUAAGACUCAAGGCGACGGACGACUUCCCCUACCCUGAGAGUAGCCCGAUCGACAUGAAUCUGGGUGAUAAGGUUUCUCGACGUCUGGGCAGCUCCGGCAUUGGCUCCAAGCCCCAUAGGGGUAUUGUUGGCGGCGGCAGGGAACGAACGAAAUUCUUGGUUGCAGUCUGCGAAAGAAUGUUGAAACGUUCCCCACGCCCUUCUACUUGUCCAGUAGAUGCUUCACUUGAACUUGAUCACACCAGUGUCCCCGCCAUCCUGAUCAACCCAAGCCCUCCAAGCCCCCCGAACGAUGAGUCUCAGGGGCACCGAACAAUAGUCUCAGCUGUGAUUAGCAGCAAGAACUACUCUAUGGCUGCUCUCAAGCUGCACCAGAACACGCCUCAUAAAUCGGUUAAGCGCAACGCAACCUUCUUACCACGCAUCGUGUUCUACGAUACUUGGCCUAGCGAAGAGUACGACCGCCGCAGUGAGGUAGUGACAUGGAACCUGAUGACUCCCAUGUUGGCCAAGCAAAUCAAGGAGGAGAUGAACGCUUUCAAGAUGGAGAUGGAAGUUCAUGAAAACUCGAGGAUCUACACGCACUUUUUCCGAGAAUAG
This is a messenger RNA of Fusarium keratoplasticum, 1824 nucleotides long. RefSeq lists its product as uncharacterized. The transcript is spliced from 3 exons. Gene Ontology annotation, molecular function: actin binding. Bases 1 to 1824 code for a protein of 607 amino acids. NCBI's taxonomy places the organism in Eukaryota, Fungi, Ascomycota, Sordariomycetes, Hypocreales, Nectriaceae. Gene Ontology annotation, biological process: actin cytoskeleton organization. The record is from RefSeq and is a predicted model, not a curated record.